Papaver somniferum (opium poppy) is the source of this 1525-nucleotide messenger RNA. RefSeq names its product GDSL esterase/lipase At1g28590-like. The coding region runs from base 36 to 1208 and encodes 390 amino acids. The transcript has 5 exons. NCBI's taxonomy places the organism in Eukaryota, Viridiplantae, Streptophyta, Magnoliopsida, Ranunculales, Papaveraceae. Gene Ontology annotation, molecular function: hydrolase activity, acting on ester bonds. The record is from RefSeq and is a predicted model, not a curated record.
AAUUCAAAUUGUCAAUUCUCUUUGCAUUUUCCACUAUGGCUUCAUCUUUCUCUCCUUCCUCCUCUAGUUUCUUCCAUUUGACCUUUAAAAAUCUGAUCAUAGUCUGUAUCAUUUUAAUUACAACUGCUAAUCCAGUAUUAGGGUCGUAUUAUUACAAAUCCAUCUUCAGCUUUGGAGAUUCGCUCGCUGAUACCGGGAAUACUCUCUACAACAAACCAAAUGCUGAUGUUGGCAGAUUACCCUACGGAGAGACCUACUUCCAUCGAGCCACCGGUGCCUUCUCUGAUGGACGUGUAGUUCUUGAUUUCAUUGCUCAAGCCAUAAGACUACCGCUGCUACCACCGUAUCUUGGAAACAGCAAUAAAGAUUUAAAGCAGGGGGUGAAUUUUGCUGUUGGAGGCGCUACAGCUCUGGAUGCUUCUUUCUUUGAAGAUAGAAAGAUUUGGAGCGUUACCAAUGACUCUCUUGGAGUUCAACUCGAAUGGUUCAAACAACUCUUGCCUUCCCUUUGCAAUCCGUCCUCAAAUGAUUGCCAUGAAUUUUUGGAAACAUCUUUGAUUCUCAUGGGAGAAAUUGGUGGAAACGAUUAUAAUGGUCCAUUUUUCCAAGGAAGAGGUCUAGAAGAGAUUCGCACUUUUGUACCUGAUGUAAUCAAAGCCAUUUCUUUGGUGAUCAAGGCUUUAAUAAAGGAAGGUGCUGUAACGUUCAUGGUCCCUGGGAACUUCCCAAUUGGGUGUUCAGCGUUAUAUUUAAGCCUAUUCAAGAGCCCCAAGAAAGAGGAUUACGAUGAGAAUGGUUGUAUCAAGUGGCUCAACGAAUUCUCUGUGUACCACAACAAAUUUCUUCAGAAAGAGAUGGCUGCUUUGAGAGAAGAAUACCCAAGUGUCAAAACUAUCUAUGCUGAUUACUACAAUGUCGCCAUGAAGUUUUACCGGUCUCCUGAAAAAUUAGGGUUUAAAGGUGGAGCUCUUACGGCAUGUUGUAGAUGUAAAGAUCCAUACAACUGUAACCAAUUUUUUCAAUGUGGAAGUGUUGAUGGAAUAGUUUGUGAUGAUCCAUCAACAUAUGUCAACUGGGAUGGUAUCCACCUCACUGAAGCUGCAUACAAAUUUUUAGCGGAUGGUUUGAUGCGGGAAAAUUACCAAUUUUUCUUCCCCGAAAAUGAUAUCACUACUACUACUGCAAUUGGCCGUAAUCAAGCUCUCUAAAUAAAAUUACUUUUGGUCAAGCACCGUUGACAACUUUUAGCGGAUGGUUUGUAAGUGAAAAUUCCACAAACUGAACUGGGAAAACAAAAACUGUGCUCAAGCAACAUGUUGCAUACUACGGCUUAACGGCUCCUUCCUUAUUCUCUCUUUCGAUGUACGGGCCACCAUUUUGGCUGGUCCAAUCUAGGAAGUAGAGUGCCUUAGUAUUUUAUUUAUCGUCCACUGAUUAGACACGCGUCUGUGAUCCAUUGCCUAUUCUUUAGCGAUUAUCAUUGGACAUAAAUGUGUAAUAGAAGCUUGCAUACUGUGAUGUUGGA